AGUAGUUUUGCUUAAGAGAGGGGGUCGUGGCUUAGCAUUAUAAAGAGGGAAAAACAGCAUAGCUUUAUGGGUUUAUUUAGACAGUUUCUACGGUUUGACAUUCUACGGCUUUAAAAAAAAGAGAAAAGGAAAAACUCGAGGAUUCCAAAGAGGAGAACAUUUUGGACAUACAUUUUUUGUAGUAUUCCGUUGUUUCUUUUAAUUUUUUUUCCUUUAAUUUUUUUAAUAUUUUUUUGCUAUUUCCUCUCCCGAAAAAUGAAACUUUGGACAUCUCCCUGGGUGUCUUGCCUGGUGAUUCUCAUCUUGUGUUUUGGAUCAGAGUGCGGGACAGUCCGGAGAUCCAAGAGGGAGUUGGUGCGCAUUAGGGAGGCGAAAGCCACCAUCCCAGGGGCUUGUGCCACACGUCUGCCCCGGGGCAAACGCUCUUUGCCCGGCUUGGAGCGACGGGUUCCUCGCCAGCGUCGGCGCUCCUCUCAGGCGGAGGAAAACUCUCCGGAUCGGGGCAAAGCUGUCUAUUUUACCGGCAGGGGAGAUCAGCUGCGGCUGAAGCCUGGCGUGGAGAUACCAAGAGGAAAUUUCACUCUGGAGAUGUGGAUCAAACCGGAGGGAGGUCAACGAUCACCCACAGUGAUUGCAGGCCUAUACGACAAAUGUUUCUACGCCUCUAGUGACCGAGGCUGGUUGCUUGGCAUCCAGGCGGUUAGUGAACACGGGAAUCGUGAUCCCCGCUUCUUCUUUUCUCUCAAAACGGACCGUGCCCACAAAGUGACCUCCAUCCACUCCAACGCUCGUUAUGGACCCAACCAAUGGGCACAUGUGGCAGUCACAUAUGACGGUGUGUACAUGAAGCUCUUUGUCAACGGGGCCCAAGUGGGUGUCAGUCGCGAGCAAUCGGGCGAUGUCUUCAGCCAUUUGACCAAAAAGUGCAAAGUGCUGAUGAUUGGGGGGAACGCACUGAAUCAUAAUUACAGGGGGGCAGUGGAGAGGGUGGGCCUAUGGAGGCAGGCCAGAGGGCAGAGGCAGAUUAUCAGGGAUAUGCAGGGCCAUGAAGACCCCCAAGAUCUACCUCAGCUGGUCAUACGUGAAACAUUCGAUCACCCAGGCCGGAAGUGGCUGACUGUAAAAGAUGGUAACUUUCCUCAGCCUGAGGAGGGGGGAGGCGGACGAUUAGGAUUCCUGGGUGGUGUUGGAGUUGUUAAUUCUGAGGGAAUAUUGGACACAACGCUGGACCCGCCAUCUUGUGGUCAAACUGUCUGCGACAAUGUCCAGGUCAUCAAAAACUACAACAACCUUUGGAACUUCCGUCGACCGAAGAAAGUACGUUAUCGUGUCAUCAAUGUUUGGGACGAUUUACGGAUAAAGCCAACUGUAUCAGACCACCAGAUCAGCCUGCAACACCAGCAGCUAAAUGAUGCCUUUAGCCCCUACAACAUCAGCUGGGAGCUUAGCGUUCACAAUGUGACCAACUCCUCUCUUCGGAACCGCCUGAUUCUAGCUAACUGUGAUAUCAGCAAAGUUGGCGAUGAUGCAUGCGACCCAGAAUGCAACCACCCGCUGACAGGGUAUGAUGCAGGUGACUGUAUGUCUGGGUAUCGGAGCCGUUGCCCUGAGCACAAGCAGGGAAAUGGUGUGUGUGACCCUGAAUGUAACUGGGAAAACUUCUUCUAUGACCUCGGCGACUGCUGUAAUCCCAAUGUUACUGAUGUGACCAAGACAUGCUUCAACCGCUCGUCUCCACACAAAGCCUAUUUGGAUGUGAAAGAGGUGAAAGAGAUUCUGAACUUGGAUGGCUCGACUCACCUGAAUGUCUUCUUUGCCAAUUCUUCUGAUGAAGAUCUGGUGGGGGUUGCCACUUGGCCAUGGGACAAAGAGGCCCUCACACAUUUGGGUGGAAUUGUGCUGAACCCUUCCUUCUAUGGUACGUUUGGUCACACUGACACAAUGGUCCAUGAGAUCGGUCACAGUCUUGGACUUUAUCACGUCUUCCGAGGAAUAUCAGAAAUCGAUUCGUGUAAUGAUGCGUGUUUGGAGACGGAGCCCUCGAUGGAGACUGGAGAUCUGUGUGCGGACACCAACCCCACCCCCAAAUUCAAAGGGUGCCACGAUCCUGAGCCUGGCAACGAAACAUGUGGCGGUCGGCAUUUCACGCACACGCCUUUUAACAACUACAUGAGUUAUGCAGAUGAUGCUUGUACAGACUCCUUCACCCUGAACCAGGUGGCUAGGAUGCACUGCUACCUGGACCUCAUCUAUCAGACCUGGCAACCUGCCUCCAAACCUCCUCCAGUGCCAAUGCCACCCCAAGUGGUGGAGCAGCAUCAUAAUUCCAUCACCCUGGAAUGGUUUCCACCGAUUUCUGGACACUUUUACGACAGAGAUGUGGGAUCAGUGUGUGAUAAAUGCACUGAGGGGAGAGUCCUCCUGCAGUAUGCCUCCAACUCCUCCUCCCCACGACCGUGCGCCCCUUCUGGACACUGGUCUCCACGAGAGGCUGAAG
Messenger RNA from Notothenia coriiceps (black rockcod), 2497 nucleotides. Its product is annotated as pappalysin-1-like. The transcript has 6 exons. NCBI's taxonomy places the organism in Eukaryota, Metazoa, Chordata, Actinopteri, Perciformes, Nototheniidae. The record is from RefSeq and is a predicted model, not a curated record. Gene Ontology annotation, biological process: proteolysis; cell surface receptor signaling pathway. Gene Ontology annotation, molecular function: metalloendopeptidase activity. The annotation marks the transcript as partial.